Messenger RNA from Apiotrichum porosum, 1215 nucleotides. RefSeq lists its product as uncharacterized. The coding region runs from base 1 to 1215 and encodes 404 amino acids. The record is from RefSeq and is a predicted model, not a curated record. Lineage: Eukaryota; Fungi; Basidiomycota; Tremellomycetes; Trichosporonales; Trichosporonaceae. The transcript has 11 exons.
AUGCUGUCCUACGUCCACCUCUUCAUCUCCAGGGCUGGAGGCUUCAAAAUCCCCAAGGGCCCACUGUCCGAGGCCCAGGCUGAGGCCCUCUUCAAACCAAACAAGGCCUACAGCCUCAACUGCCUCUUUGCUCCGCUCCCCAUUGACGUCUUUUUCUGCGGCGUCUUUACCAUCAUGCUCAUCCGCUAUUUCGAGUUCCACAGCAAGGACGGCUGGUGGAUCAAGGGUGUGGUAGUAGCCUCCGCUAUCCUUGCCUACGCGUUCACUGCCUACAACAUCUUCUACACGUCCUGGCUGUUUGUCGAGAAUUUUGGCCUCUACGCUCAGUUCGUCAGCCCACACUACGAGCCUUGGAUUCCCUUCCUGGACGCGUUCACGUCUGGUAUCACCCAGACCUUCUUCGCGCACAGGGCUUGGCGCGUGACCAAUCGCAAUUGGUUCAUCUUGGUGAUCCUCAUGGCUCUCAUCCUCGCAUCGGUUGGAGCGGCGUUCUCGCAGGCCAUUAUCAUGGCCACCAGGUAUGGUAACCUGCUCCAAGCCGGCGCAGUUCGGCCAUCCAUUCUGAUCUGGCUCUCCACCACCAUGGUCGCUGAUAUCAUUAUCACGGGCGCGAUUGCGUAUGGUCUGUUCAAGUCUCGCACGGGUUGGCGCCAGACAGACCGGCUCCUUUUCCGCCUCAUUCGUAUGACGGUGGAGGCACAGCUUCCGCCGACGGUUAUUGCUAUCACAAUGUUGAUCGUUUUCAUGACCAUGACGACGUCCCUGAUCAUGUACCCGUUCCAGGGAGUCUUGAGCAAGCUUUACUCUGUUGGUCUGCUGUACGCCCUCAACUCGCGCACGACCUUCAAGAAUGAAGCCUCGGUCAUCACUGUGGACACAUCCAAAGCUGCAUUCAGCUCGCGCCACGCCACCAACGCCAUUCAAGUCAGUGUGGAGACGGAGACGUACGAAAUGCGUGCUGCCGAUGUCCCCAAGCACAACAGUCUUACUCGUGGCCACUCCGACCUGGAGGAGCACAUGGACGACACCAAAGACAUCACGUUGUCCAAGUCUGAUGCGGAUUCGAAGACCGAGGUGGCUGAUAGCGAGGUGGUUGACAGCGUCAAGGGAAGCGUCAGCAGCAGCCAGGCGGCGCUCAUCGAUCCCGCCAAGUCUGCCGUCACUCCUCCCCACGCCGCCGCCCUUGCUUUUGUUGUCACCGAGGAACCCGUCUGA